Messenger RNA from Entelurus aequoreus (snake pipefish), 1606 nucleotides. It is a transcript of the gene pphln1, whose product is annotated as periphilin 1. Gene Ontology annotation, cellular component: nucleoplasm. Lineage: Eukaryota; Metazoa; Chordata; Actinopteri; Syngnathiformes; Syngnathidae. The transcript has 10 exons. The record is from RefSeq and is a predicted model, not a curated record. Gene Ontology annotation, biological process: negative regulation of gene expression, epigenetic; negative regulation of DNA-templated transcription; protein localization to heterochromatin. Bases 194 to 1300 code for a protein of 368 amino acids.
UGCAUCCUCUUGUCCAAUAAAAAAAAAGCCUCGUCUGUCAAUGUAGCUUCGUCAAGCUAAAGUGAAGCUAAACCACUAGACGGGGGUUUGUUAUUAUUCAUAUAACUUUAACUACACAGCACGCUGAAUAGGAGACGCCACGCAAUCAUUCUUUGGAGAUUGUUUUGAAGCCGCGAAGCCCUGGAAUUUCGAAAUGGCGUACAGAAGGGACAGGACUGUACGAGAUGCAUAUGAAGAACGCUUUUUAUCUGACAGGCCGGGCCCAUACUCUCGAGCAGGAGGGGAUAGAAGAGGUCACUUUAGCAGACCCGAAGAAGAUUACAACCGCGGCGGUUAUGAAUACGAAGGGGGUCCUCGCUUUUUCCCAAAUGGAGGUGGCCCGCGGAACUACCACGGAGACGAUCAACGAGGCUACCCUGGGGAUGGUGCUCAUUUCCCUUCGGAACGCAGAGGCGCUCCCCCGUCGAGAAGGGAGGAUUUUCCUUACAGAGGACCUAGGGAGGAUCCACACACAGGAGGACGGCCUAUGGAAUACAGCAACCGUGCACCACCACCACCACCCAACGCACGAAACCAGGGCGUAUACCCGGCGCCCCGAUCGCUACCAGAAAGCGGAGCAGACACGCUUGUGCAAGCCAUCCUCAACCUGGAAAGGGGGGAGGACCGAGACCACUUCCGGAGGAAGGCGCCUCCCUUCCCUCCCCCAAGAGAGCGCUCUCCUGCACGCCGCGACUCUGCCCGCUCCCCCCACAGCCGCUCGGGCUCCAGCGUCAGCAGCAGAGGCUACUCUCCCGAUCGGGCCAAAAGCCUCCUGUUCCCUUCACAGCAAGAAAAAAUCCCGGGUCUCUCGAGAGAGGGCUCCCCGCACAGCGCGACGUCAAACAAGGAAGAGAACCAUCCGCCUGAAGGGGAAAAAGAGCAGCCAUCAGUGGCUCCCGUCACAGAGGAGAGUCCGAAGGCGUCCACAGACAAAUUUCAACAGCGACGAUCGCUGGCAAUCGCAGCUAAAGUCCAGGAGAUUGAAAAGGUGUACCGCCAGGACUGUGAAACAUUCGGGAUGGUGGUGAAGAUGUUGGUCGCAAAAGAUCCCAACCUGGAGAAGCAGCUUCAAGUCCCUCUCAGGGAGAACCUCGGGGAGAUCCGCAAACGUUGCCUUGAGGAUGUCAAACACUUUAUCGGCGAACUGGACGAGGCAAUACGGCAGCCGGAAACCCUGACUUGUGACUCAGCCACGCCUUCUGCUACCCAGAGCAGUCAGAAAGCUUCAAAGACAGCAGCCAAUCACAGCUUGAUUUACUGACGAACAGGUCUCAUAGAACAUUGCAGGAUUCAUUUUGGACCACAGUGGACCGAUUGAAAACAUUCUGGAUCACUGGACACAUGUUGGAUUUCCGGGAUUUUCACUUUCUUUCCAGCACGGGGGUGGGUGUUACCUGGUUAACCAGUGUUAGUUUUGAAUCAAGAAGUCAUUUUUUUACCUUUCAGUGUUCUGUGUUGAAAGUGUCUGAAUUCUACCGGUAAAAAAUGUGUGUAAUAUCUUCAGUUGGGGAUUAUCAAUGUGCAUUCUGCCAUUUUUCAAAUAAAUAAAUACUUGUUUUGUUGUACG